Molecule: messenger RNA, 1341 nt
Organism: Annulohypoxylon truncatum
Lineage: Eukaryota; Fungi; Ascomycota; Sordariomycetes; Xylariales; Hypoxylaceae
Product: NAD(P)-binding protein
Exons: 2
Coding region: 299-1258 (319 amino acids)
Molecular function (GO): oxidoreductase activity
Source: RefSeq, a predicted model, not a curated record
GUAACCCUUGUGCAUCCGCAUGCUAUUUUAGGUAAUACGAUCCGUCGAUCUAAUACCUCGGCUCCUCAAUAGCAAGGGAGGACCAACAAUGCGGAGAUAAUGCUCUCCAAACCACCAGCUCAAAGACCUCGGAGCAUGGCUAGCUACGAAGUUGAUACAACGUCAACUUCACCAGGGUAGGGGAUGAAGGAUAUGCAAAUAUUGUCGCACUUAUCAAUGUCCACUCCUUUCGCUGCUAGCUAGAUCAUCAGUACGGGAUAGCUCGGAAUAGCUACCGACCACCACCAACCAACCAACCAUGUCCGACGCAACCCGAAGAGUUCAAGCUCUGGGAAACCAGAUUUCCCCGCCGACUUCCUCCUCCUCCUCCUCCUCGUCUUCCUCGUCUUCCUCAGAACUCCCCCCGAUACAGAAGAUCGCUGGCAAGUCGGCGGGCCCGCGCGUCGAAGGCAAAGUCGUCAUCGUGACGGGGGCCAACUCGCCGCUGGGCAUCGGGCGGGCGAGCGCGCACCAGUUCGCGGAGAAUGGCGCGCGGGCGGUGUACCUCUGCGACUUCGACGGCGCGCACCUGGCCGCGCACAAGCGGGAGAUGGAGGCGCGGUACCCGGGGGUAGACGUGCACGCGCGCCGGUUCGACGCCGCGGACGAGAAGGCCGUGAAGGACGUCGUGGACCACGCGAUUGAUACGUAUGGUAGGCUUGACGUGUUCUUCGCGAACGCGGGGAUUAUUGGGACGCAUGCGCUGUUCACGGAUGUGGAGAGGGAGGAUUUUACGAAGGUUAUGGAUACGAAUGUUACUAGCGUCUUCCUAGCAGCCAAACACGCCGCGCCAGCCAUGCGCCGAACCUCGCCCUCCAAGCCCGCGCCCUCGGGCAGCAUAAUCGCCACCGCAUCCGUAGCCGGGCUACGCUCCAACGCCGGCUCAACACCAUACUCAGCCUCCAAAGCGGCCGUCGUGUCGCUCGCGCAGACGAUCGCGUACCAGCUGUCCGGGACCAACAUCCGCGCCAACGCGAUCUGCCCGGGCCUCAUUGAGACGGGGAUGACGGCGCCCACGUUCGAGGCGGCGCGGGCCCGCGGCACGAGCAAGAAGAUCGGGCAGCUGAACCCGCUGAAGAGGGGCGCGGUCGCGGACGAGGUCGCGCGCGUGGCGCUUUUCCUGGGCAGCGAUGAGGCGAGCUAUGUUAAUGGGCAGGCGUGGGCUGUGGAUGGGGGGUUGAGUGCGGGGCAUCCUUAUGUGUUGGGGAAGAUGGCUUAGGGGGCUGGUGUUGGGGGAUUAAAAUAUUGAAAUGUUGGAGCGUAUGGCAAGAAGUUGUAUUCGUAUUUCCUACGUGCCUACAC